AUGGCCGGAACACGCUCCUCCAACCGCCUGAACUCCAGCCCGCAGUCUGCUGAGAAGACGAGCAGCGGCACGAAGCGCAAGGCCGAUGAGGCCAGUCCACCAACCAGCCAGAAGGCCAAGCGUGGUCGGCCGUCCAAAGCCUCCAAAGAGCAGAAGACGCUCGAGGAGACGAUGCCGGACGCUGGCGAGGAGCCUGAGUCUGAGGAUGCUAUGAUUAAGGAUGCCGGGGAGGGCGCUGAUGCUGAAGCUGAGGGUGGCGAGGAAGCAAAGGCAACCAACGGUGAAGAGGCUACCGAUAGUGCUGAGGAGAGCAAGACCGAGGAGGUCGCUGAGCCCAAGGCCGAGGCUGAUGAGGGUGCAACCAACGGCGCUGGCGAGAGCAAGGCCGAGAAGACUGAAGACACCUCCUCUGGCGCACCGAACGCAUUCGACAAGGUGAAGGCUGACGACAAGGACGAGGGUGUCACCAGCAAGACGGAGGAGAGCAAGGUUGACGACACCAACAUGGACGUCAGCGCAGAUGCGGUCGAAGAGGACAAGACGCGCGAGCAGGCCCAGCCUUCCAAUGUGCUCGAGAAGGGCAUCAUCUACUUCUUCACUCGGGGCCGGGUCGGCAUCACAGAGCCAGAGAGCGUGCAGGAACUCCAGCGCAGCUUCAUGGUCAUGAGACCACUCCCGGAGGGUGCUAAGAUCACAGACGGCGCGAUCCAGGACGUCGGCAACAACCGCUUGUGCGCUCUACCGAAGAAGGUCUGGCCGAAGUCUGGCAAGGACCGCUUCAUGGUGUUCGUUGACAAGGCGGGUGUGUCUAUGGACCAACUCAAAGAGGAGUUCUUCUCCGGCAGCGAGUACAGCACGAAGACCACCGGAACUCGUCAAACACCUGAAGUGACGCCGAUUGGCGAAGGUGUGUAUGCGCUGGUCUCCACGUCAGGCAGCCCAAGCACCACGCAUCUCGCCUACAACCUCACGAUCCCGACCGAGAUGGGUGAAGUGCAGAAAGAUGUCGGCCUCGCAGCGAAGGGUAGCUUCAUCCUCAGUGCCAAGAACCCAGAGUCUUCCGGUCCCGCCAACGCUCAGCUCCCGCAAGGCCCAGAUUGGCCAAAGGAGUUCGUCGAGGAGUUCGGUGGUCGUGGGUGGAUGCCGGUGCAGCCCAAGUACAUCAACUACGCCAACGCGCAGAUGCUGUUGAUCGGAGAGGACUUUGAGAACAGCGGCAACCUCGAGCCGACCAACAAGGACCAGAAGGACGAUUCGAAGGAGACGCCGCAGGAGGAGCUGGAGAAGCUGGAGCAUGAGGAUGAUUUGCGUGUUCAGCACAUUUCUGGCGACGACACGGUCUUCGCAGAUCUCGGCAUCUCCAGCAAGGAGUACCCGCAGGUCAAGACCACGUGGUAG
Molecule: messenger RNA, 1398 nt
Organism: Saxophila tyrrhenica
Lineage: Eukaryota; Fungi; Ascomycota; Dothideomycetes; Mycosphaerellales; Extremaceae
Exons: 4
Coding region: 1-1398 (465 amino acids)
Source: RefSeq, a predicted model, not a curated record